Molecule: messenger RNA, 531 nt
Organism: Baudoinia panamericana UAMH 10762
Lineage: Eukaryota; Fungi; Ascomycota; Dothideomycetes; Mycosphaerellales; Teratosphaeriaceae
Exons: 1
Coding region: 151-357 (68 amino acids)
Source: RefSeq, a predicted model, not a curated record
GCCGGUCGGGGAAGCGACACACCACACAGCCUUGCCCCCUUCUCCUGCCACUACACUAUCUCUCUCUCUCUCUCUCUCCUCCCACACAAUACACAGUCGUCGCCAGCGUUGCUUCACUCAGAAUACGUAAGACCUCCACACAGUGUAUAUAUGGAGAGUGUGGUGUGGUGUGGUGAUGGUGUUGGUGUUGGUGAAUUUGGCAGGAGUGGAGCUUGGUGGAGGUUGGGUUGGGUUGGGGCUGUAAAGACGCGGCAAAGGCACAGAAGCCAGAAGCAGCACUCGUGCCCCGUCCCCCGUUCCCUUCAACUUCUCAAACCCGCCAAGACAAAGCCCUUCCGGCAAUCUCAGGCGAACUAAAAACAGCGCACGACCUCAGGUACCUACGCAAAGGCACAUGCAUGCAUCAAGGGUUCCAGUCCAGCCUUCUCUUGCCACACACACACACACACUACUAAUCCACAUUCGCAACAACUGUCUCACCCCGAUUCACAUUCGACCACACUGUUUGCUUGCUUGCUUGCUUACCCUAUC